AUGUCUGCAUCUGUUGCAACUGUCCACCCUAGAAGCCACGUCGGUUUCGAUAGCAUCACCCAGCAGAUAGAGCGAAAGCUCUUGAAGCGCGGCUUCCAGUUCAAUGUCAUCUGUGUUGGUCAGACUGGUCUUGGAAAAUCCACACUCAUCAAUACUAUUUUCGCGUCCCACCUCAUCGACAGUAAAGGCCGUCUUGCCCCAGAUGAGCCGGUUCGAUCUACCACUGAGAUCCAGACGGUUUCACAUAUCAUCGAGGAAAACGGUGUUCGUCUUAGGCUGAAUAUCGUUGACACUCCAGGAUACGGAGACCAAGUCAAUAAUGAUAGAUGCUGGGACCCCAUCGUCAAAUAUAUUAAAGAUCAGCAUUCGGCUUACCUGAGGAAGGAGCUCACAGCCCAAAGAGAGCGAUAUAUCCAAGACACCAGGAUCCAUUGUUGCCUCUUCUUCAUUCAGCCAUCUGGACAUGCUUUGAAACCUAUCGACAUCGUUGUCCUCAAGAAGCUUUCUGAUGUUGUCAAUGUCGUUCCUGUUAUCGCCAAAUCUGAUUCCCUGACGCUGGAAGAGCGUGCCGCUUUCAAGGAGAGGAUCAAGGAAGAAUUUACCUUCCACAAUCUGAAAAUGUACCCAUACGACAACGACGAAUUGGAUGAUGAAGAACGUGCACUAAAUGCCCAGAUUAAAGACAUUAUUCCAUUCGCCGUCGUUGGUUCAGAGAAGUCCAUUAUUGUCGAUGGAAAGCAGGUCCGUGGCCGCCAAAACAGAUGGGGUGUAAUCAAUGUUGAGGAUGAAAAUCACUGCGAGUUCGUUUAUCUCCGAAAUUUCUUGACCAGAACUCAUCUGCAAGAUCUCAUCGAAACAACCUCUCAGAUACACUACGAGACCUUCCGCGCCAAGCAACUCCUUGCUUUGAAGGAAAGCAGUGCUGCGGGUGUCACCACUGGAAGUAGGCCAAUCUCACCUUCCGCUGACCGAGAAUUAGGUGCCAGUCGCAACUCUCAAAGGAUGACUAUGAACGGUGGCGGAUAUUAG
This is a messenger RNA of Orbilia oligospora ATCC 24927, 1029 nucleotides long. RefSeq lists its product as uncharacterized. Lineage: Eukaryota; Fungi; Ascomycota; Orbiliomycetes; Orbiliales; Orbiliaceae. Gene Ontology annotation, molecular function: GTP binding; molecular adaptor activity; GTPase activity. Bases 1 to 1029 code for a protein of 342 amino acids. The record is from RefSeq and is a predicted model, not a curated record. The transcript is spliced from 8 exons. Gene Ontology annotation, cellular component: septin ring; cell division site; microtubule cytoskeleton. Gene Ontology annotation, biological process: cytoskeleton-dependent cytokinesis.